AUAUCGUAUAAGCUGUGUGCUAGCAUUAUUGCAUAGUACUGAGACGUGAAGAUAGAAGUCGGCGCCGGAGUUUUUUCGUGACAUUGUGCGCUUGCGCUUCGGUCCGAUCGCCGCACGGUGUUGAGUGCGGAUUCAAGCUACGCGCCAACACUUUAAAGGGCUCCAACCAUGACGACAGCAAGCGUGUUGCUGACAGUGAGCACCUGGAGCUGCAGCGGCGAUAAAUGUGAGCGCGAGGUGGUGGGGCGCGCGGCAAGGUCCGUGGCGGCCGUGGCGGCGCGCGAGCUACGCGAGACGGCCGCCACCAGGGAGCAGGCGCUGCGGCUCAUGAGGGAGUGGCUACGGCAGAACAAGGACGUCGCCAACGUACGACAAGAUGAAUCUUUCUUACUGCGAUUCCUGAGACAGAAAAAAUACAGCAUACCCAUGGCACAACAGACACUUUUAAAAUACCUGAACUUGCGCAAGUUAUACCCGGAAGGCUUCUCGCAAUUAGACUGUGAAGACGCAAACAUAAAAGACAUAAUAAACAAUGGGUACAUAAUGGUGUCUCCGGUACGCGACAGCAUGGGUCGUCGGGUCAUAGUCUACAGCAUAAAUAAGUUCAACGCGAACAAGUUCACGUGUUGGGACAUGUGCCGAGCGCACGCGCUGGUGUACGAGACGUGCAUGGAGGAGCCGGCCGACCAGGUCUGCGGGUUCACACACGUCGGAGACGUCGCCGGUGCCAGCGCCGCGCACGUCACCGCCUGGAAUCCGACGGACUUCGCACGCCUCAUCAAGUGGGGAGAGCAAUCUUUACCGAUGCGACAUAAAGAAUGCCAUUUGAUAAACCUCCCGGCAACCGUGCGCUACGUCAUCGACUUUGCGGUCAGCAGGGUACCUCCCAAAAUGGCGGAAAGACUGAAAAUCCAUCAUAAUCUGAAAUCCUUGCACAAACAAAUCGAUAUGGCGUGCCUGCCUACAAGUUUUGGGGGCGCCAUACAGACGCAGGAUAUGAUCGAGUACACCAAAAUACUGCUGAGCGAGCAAAGGAAGAAGUUGCUCUCUCUGGACAACAUGGAGAUACUCAGCUCGCGGGGCAUCAUCACCUCUCGGAGUAAGACCACGCCUAACGCUGACGCCGUCGAAGGCAGCUUUCGAAAAUUAGAAAUUGAUUAAACCCUUUGUUUAAGACAUAGUGUAUCUUUUUAUAAGUCUGAUGCCUCGUGUUACCGUUCGAUGAUUGUUAGUAAGUACAAUCCACAAAAUAUAUAAGUUAAUGGGUUAGUUUAUGGAAGAGUAGGUACUGAGUAAAGAAGUAAUUUACAUAGAGAUUUCAUUGGUCAAUUACCUAUAUAACAUUUCGCUUGGUAUAUUCAGAUCGUAAAAUCAGGCAGAUCAUGAAAUUCCUUUGCAUAUCGUGAAUUGUGAAAAUCAUUGUCUAGUUCGCAGAGUCGACGGAGCCCCCGGCUCCUAUUUCUGGACAGUGCCCUUCAGGCAUCUGAAGCAACCUAACGAACCUAUAAUAUUAUCGUGUCAUUCACGAAGACGCGUGCCUUUUGACUCGUAUGGCCAUGUUAUUAAAGGUUAGAUUUGACAAAUCUGCGCUUAAUCGUGGAUGACACGAACUAUACCGUUGUGCAUAUACACGACACGACAAAAAUACGCUUAAACCUACAUUAUAAUUUGUUAAGAAAAUUGGAAAUCAAUUUAAUUUGUUUAUACAUUUGACACAAACUACCCAUUGUAUAUUCAUUACAUAAAAGUAACCAUGUAGGUUACUACUACUCUUAGAUGCAGAACUUCAUGUGUAUUAUUACUGUAGGCAGGGCUAUAACCGCGAAAAUCAAAGUUCGUCAAUUGCGGGCAUUGUACUCCGUCACUCUAAUUACGUCUUAAUGCCUUUCGUGAUUUUUCUCACUUGAUGGUCUCAUCGGAAGAUCAGCGCUGGAAGCCACCAGCAACAUGCUGAGAUGAGGCCAUUUCGUGGCACUUUAUACUUCUUUUGUUUUUGUUAUAUCAUGUAAUUUAAUGUCUUGUUUGUGUCUACGAAUAAAAAAUAUUCUAUUCUAUUCUAUUCUAAUGAGAGUAAAAGAGAAAGAUCCCCGUAAUUUGCGAAUUUGGGUUUUCGCGUUAGGCCCCCAGACUUCCGAGUCCAACAAAACAAUAUAGCGAGAGUAAUUUUGUAAUUAUUUUUGCAAGAACUAUUUUCACUUAUCGGAAUUCAAAAGAGCAAAAUUGGGAACUAUAAAAAUACUACACGGUGGUUUCAUUAUCCUCUUAAUUUCGACAGCUUGUCAAUGUUGCAGAUGUUAGGCCAGAAUAAGAACCUAGGUUUAAUUAUAAUUAUGACAAGGUAAUGUAACGGUUAUAGAAUAAAACGAUUUUUUAAUAAA
Messenger RNA from Cydia pomonella (codling moth), 2378 nucleotides. It is a transcript of the gene Cralbp, whose product is annotated as retinaldehyde-binding protein 1. The transcript is spliced from 7 exons. The record is from RefSeq and is a predicted model, not a curated record. Gene Ontology annotation, molecular function: phosphatidylinositol bisphosphate binding. Gene Ontology annotation, cellular component: membrane. NCBI's taxonomy places the organism in Eukaryota, Metazoa, Arthropoda, Insecta, Lepidoptera, Tortricidae. The coding region runs from base 169 to 1161 and encodes 330 amino acids.